CUAAAGACUUAAAAGGAGCCUCUAUUCCCCCCACCCCCCAGGAAUAUCAAAGAGACCUCAAUCUUUUAAAUUCUUAGGAGGCAAAGGAUCAGGACGCGGGACCUUCUCGACACACUUGAGGCCAUUCUAGAACUGCAUUAUCAACGAUAACUAGUAUUUCAUUUAAUCCACUGGAAAGGAGGGAGAAAGGUGCCAGAAGCAAACUUGAGCCCGCUCAGAGGAUCCGUGGUCCCGGCCUUUGCAGGAGCCGCGUGCCGGAAGGCGAAGACCCCACGGGGAACCAGGAGGAGGCGCGAGCUUUUCGCCCCUUCGGCGAGGCCGGAGCCUUGGACUGAGCCGCGCGGGACAGCUGCGGCGGCGGAGGCCAGGAGAAGAUGCACGGCUCGGGGCCCCGGGGUGCGGGAUGCCGGCGGCCCCCGGGCGGCAGUGGUGGCUCCCCCAGCACCCCUGCGUCUUCGGCCGGCUGCUACUCUGCACCUCGCAGGGCCCCCCUCUGGACGUGCCUUCUCCUGUGCGGCGCGCUCCGGACCCUCCUGGCCAGCCCCAGCAACGAAGUGAAUUUAUUGGAUUCACGUACCGUCAUGGGGGACCUGGGAUGGAUUGCUUUUCCGAAAAAUGGGUGGGAAGAAAUUGGUGAAGUUGAUGAAAAUUAUGCCCCUAUCCAUACUUACCAAGUAUGCAAAGUUAUGGAACAGAAUCAGAAUAACUGGCUUCUGACCAGUUGGAUCUCCAACGAAGGUGCUUCCAGAAUCUUCAUAGAACUUAAGUUUACUUUACGGGACUGCAACAGCCUUCCUGGAGGACUGGGGACCUGUAAGGAAACUUUUAACAUGUAUUACUUUGAGUCAGAUGAUGAGAAUGGGAGGAAUAUCAAGGAAAAUCAAUACAUCAAAAUUGAUACCAUUGCUGCCGAUGAAAGCUUUACAGAACUUGAUCUUGGUGACCGUGUCAUGAAACUGAAUACGGAGGUUAGAGAUGUAGGACCUCUAAGCAAAACGGGAUUUUAUCUUGCCUUUCAAGAUCUGGGUGCUUGCAUUGCUCUGGUUUCUGUGCGUGUGUACUAUAAAAAGUGUCCUUCUGUGGUACGACACUUGGCUGUCUUCCCUGACACAAUCACCGGAGCUGAUUCUUCACAGUUGCUAGAAGUGUCAGGUUCCUGUGUCAACCAUUCUGUGACAGAUGAACCACCCAAAAUGCAUUGCAGCGCAGAAGGGGAGUGGCUGGUGCCCAUCGGGAAAUGCAUGUGCAAAGCAGGAUAUGAAGAGAAAAAUGGCACCUGUCAAGUGUGCAGACCUGGGUUCUUCAAAGCCUCACCUCACAGCCAGAGCUGCAGCAAAUGUCCACCUCACAGUUAUACCCAUGAGGAAGCUUCAACCUCUUGUGUCUGUGAAAAGGAUUAUUUCAGGAGGGAGUCUGAUCCACCCACAAUGGCAUGCACAAGACCCCCCUCAGCUCCGCGGAAUGCCAUCUCAAAUGUUAAUGAAACUAGUGUCUUUCUGGAAUGGAUUCCUCCUGCUGACACUGGUGGAAGGAAAGAUGUGUCAUAUUAUAUUGCAUGCAAGAAGUGCAACUCCCAUGCAGGUGUGUGUGACGAGUGUGGAGGUCAUGUCAGGUACCUGCCCCAGCAAAUCGGCCUGAAAAACACCUCUGUCAUGAUGGUGGAUCUGCUCGCUCACACAAACUAUACCUUUGAGAUUGAGGCAGUGAAUGGAGUGUCCGACUUGAGCCCAGGAGCCCGGCAGUAUGUGUCUGUAAAUGUAACCACAAAUCAAGCAGCCCCCUCUCCAAUCACCAAUGUGAAAAAAGGGAAGAUUGCAAAGAACAGCAUCUCUUUGUCUUGGCAAGAGCCAGAUCGCCCCAAUGGAAUCAUCCUGGAGUACGAAAUCAAAUAUUUUGAAAAGGACCAAGAGACCAGCUACACGAUUAUCAAAUCUAAAGAGACAACUAUAACUGCAGAGGGCUUGAAACCAGCUUCGGUGUACAUCUUCCAAAUUCGAGCACGCACAGCAGCAGGCUAUGGUGUCUUCAGUCGAAGAUUUGAGUUUGAAACCAUCCCAGUGUCAGUUGCAGCCUCCAGUGAUCAAAGCCAGAUUCCUAUAAUCGCUGUGUCUGUGACAGUUGGAGUCAUUUUGUUGGCAGUGGUUAUCGGCUUCCUCCUCAGUGGAAGUUGCUGCGAAUGUGGCUGUGGAAGGGCUUCUUCCCUGUGCGCUGUUGCCCAUCCAAGCCUAAUAUGGCGGUGUGGUUACAGCAAAGCAAAGCAAGACCCAGAAGAGGAAAAGAUGCAUUUCCAUAAUGGGCACAUUAAACUGCCGGGAGUAAGAACAUACAUUGAUCCACACACCUAUGAGGAUCCCAAUCAAGCUGUCCAUGAAUUUGCCAAGGAGAUAGAAGCUUCAUGCAUUACCAUUGAACGAGUUAUUGGAGCAGGUGAAUUUGGUGAAGUGUGUAGUGGACGUUUGAAACUUCCAGGAAAAAGAGAAUUACCUGUGGCGAUCAAAACCCUUAAAGUAGGCUACACUGAAAAACAGCGUAGAGAUUUCCUGGGUGAAGCAAGCAUCAUGGGGCAGUUUGAUCAUCCUAACAUCAUUCACUUAGAAGGCGUAGUGACCAAAAGUAAACCAGUGAUGAUAGUGACAGAAUAUAUGGAAAAUGGCUCUUUAGAUACAUUUUUAAAGAAGAACGAUGGGCAGUUCACUGUGAUUCAGAUUGUGGGCAUGCUGAGGGGCAUCGCCGCGGGAAUGAAGCACCUGUCCGACAUGGGCUAUGUGCACAGAGACCUCGCUGCUAGGAACAUCUUAAUCAACAGUAACCUUGUGUGCAAAGUGUCUGACUUUGGACUUUCCAGGGUACUGGAGGAUGAUCCUGAGGCAGCCUAUACCACAAGGGGAGGCAAAAUUCCAAUCAGAUGGACUGCCCCAGAAGCUAUAGCUUUCCGAAAGUUUACCUCUGCUAGUGAUGUCUGGAGUUAUGGGAUCGUGAUGUGGGAGGUCGUGUCUUACGGGGAGAGACCCUACUGGGAGAUGACCAACCAGGAUGUUAUUAAAGCAGUAGAGGAAGGCUACCGUCUGCCAAGCCCCAUGGACUGUCCUGCUGCCCUCUACCAAUUAAUGCUGGAUUGCUGGCAGAAAGACCGAAAUAGCAGGCCCAAGUUUGAUGAAAUCGUCAACAUGCUGGACAAGCUUAUACGUAACCCGAGUAGCUUGAAGACGCUGGUUAAUUCAUCGAGCAGAGUAUCCAAUUUAUUGGCAGAACAUGGCCCACUGGGAUCUGGGGCCUACAGAUCAGUAGGUGAAUGGCUAGAAGCAAUCAAAAUGGGCCGGUAUACAGAGAUUUUCAUGGAAAAUGGAUACAGUUCAAUGGACGCUGUGGCUCAGGUGACCUUGGAGGACUUGAGACGGCUUGGAGUGACUCUUGUCGGUCACCAGAAGAAGAUCAUGAACAGCCUUCAAGAAAUGAAGGUGCAGCUGGUAAAUGGGAUGGUGCCAUUGUAACUUCAUUUUAAUGUCACUUCAUUGAAUGAAUGAUUCUGCACUUUGUAAACAAGCCCUGAGAUUUAUUUUAACAAAAAAAAAGAGGAAAAAGGGAAAACUCAGUGAUUUCUAAACCUUUUGAGAGCAUUUCUUUCAGCCACAGAAUUUGUAAUCAGUGUUUUACUAAAAACUUCCUUAGCUUCCUCCCAGUGACUUCCAAGUUUUUAUGAAACAAGGAUGACCUCCUUGGAAUAAUAGCAUGAGGUUAAAUUAUAUCUUAUCUUACAGCAACGAAAUCCUCACCACUACUUCUACAACAUUUUAUACAUGAGACAUAUAACUAUAAACGGCACCUUUGUAGACUGAAUUAAGGCAGCACCUUUCAAGACUUCCAGGAAUCUACUUGAAAGGAAAAGUUUUGUAGUCAUGUGUGGGCUAACAAAAGCUACAAUUUACUGAAGUUUACUUCAAGUCUUAAUUAUCUACAUAAGUGUAUUGAAGAGCAAUAUGGCUAGAUAGUUUCUUAAUAGGUACCUUAUUUUGUAAUUUUAAAGUGCUGAUACACAGUGUUAAGUUAUAGAAACUAGUAUAUAAACAUAUUGCUUGAUCAAGGAUAAGUGUAAUACAGGGUGUAUAUUUAUUUUUCUGUGUUAUAAAAUUUAGUUGCUCUUCUAGAAACUAUUAGGUAAUAAAUGUGUAUAUACUGUAUAAUUUGCUGUAUACCCAGGAACCAAUUUAAGUUGGAAUUCUGUGUGUAUGUGCUUGCACACAUGUGCAUCACCAUUCUGCUUGCAUUUUUAAACUUUUAAUUUUAGCAACAUAGAGGACUAAGUGUUACAGAGUAGACUAUGAAUUACAGAAAUAGGAAUGCAGUAAAACAAAAUUUAACACAAGUUUGUGUCUUUUUUUCUCAUGUUUCCAAAAGCUACUAAAUCUCCUUACUCACUAACAGAAAAUGUCUGUAAGAUGAAAUCCCUUUUGGCUUAGAAAAAAAACUUUGUGAUAUCUGUUACAAUGCAGUUCUUCUAGCCAUUAAUCUUGCACCACUGUAAGAAAUUUCACCUUUCUGAGUCCUAGAAAAUACCUUGUCAAGCUACAGUGACACUGAAGGGCACAUUUACAGCAGGAUGUAGAAGGAUUUAACUGUGCAGACUUCUGUUAAUGUUGUUAAAUCCAGGCACAUAGCACUAAGCAUUACUCCUAAGUGUUAAUCCUUUUUAACCAUUUCUCAUGUAGCUCAGCUCUAGAAAUUUUGAUACCAAGGCAGCAAAGAAAUGAUGGCAAAGGUAUAUAUAGCCUUCAGGAUUUUCUCUGUUAAAAUGACAUGUUUUAUUUGUUGAUAAUAUGUAUUCAUUUGGAAAUUUCAUUUUAUAUUCAGUUCUAUCAUAUUGAAUUUAUUUUGAUGAACCAACUGAAAGUGUCAUGUAGUUGACCUUAUUAAGGAAUAUAAAGGUGGUUCCUAUGUAUACUCUACAUACUUUGCUUGAUGAAAACUGACAUUUGUGAUUCCAAUUACAAGUUCAUUAGAACUUGAACAAAACUGAGCUUCUUGGUAAAAGAACCUGAUUUUUUGUAUUAUGACACUUUAUGGAAAUGAUGGAAUGACAUGUGAUUCAAGGACCACAACAUUUAAACAAAAGAGAGCCUAUUUGUGAUUACUGAAUUGUAUACUGGAGUAGGCAGGAUGAGUGAAUCCAUAGGAAAUAUUCCUGCAUCCUACUAAUGGCGCAUCCUUCCUCUUUCCCAAGCACCUAUUUUAGUUAAAAGUUAACACAUAAGAGACUAAACUUUUAGGAAAUAACUUCUUUCUAUCAUGCCCACCUUUUACUCAAGCAGUGAAGUAGUUUGUUGCUAAAGAAUAGGGACCAAAAAAA
Molecule: messenger RNA, 5344 nt
Organism: Phyllostomus discolor (pale spear-nosed bat)
Lineage: Eukaryota; Metazoa; Chordata; Mammalia; Chiroptera; Phyllostomidae
Gene: EPHA5
Product: EPH receptor A5
Exons: 18
Coding region: 375-3491 (1038 amino acids)
Biological process (GO): cell surface receptor protein tyrosine kinase signaling pathway; axon guidance; protein phosphorylation
Cellular component (GO): plasma membrane; neuron projection
Molecular function (GO): transmembrane-ephrin receptor activity; ATP binding; protein binding
Source: RefSeq, a predicted model, not a curated record